Molecule: messenger RNA, 1857 nt
Organism: Guillardia theta CCMP2712
Lineage: Eukaryota; Cryptophyceae; Pyrenomonadales; Geminigeraceae
Exons: 1
Coding region: 1-1857 (618 amino acids)
Source: RefSeq, a predicted model, not a curated record
AUGUCGCAACUGAACGUUAAGUUUGGCGUCGCGCUUGACAUCGUGUGUGACGUUGCGUUUGGCGAUGCAAGUGAUCGGAUCGUCAGGCAAUUCCUGAACGCGCGCACGAUCAAUGGGACGGCCAUCUUCCUGAUCGAACAGGCUCUCGAAAGCUAUCCUUGCUCGUCGCAAAAAGAUGAAAUGGAGCUCGAGAAAAUGAGCCAGAAACUCAUCAUGCGGCGUGCAACGCAAUGCACCAAGGAACAAGCACGUGCCGUGAUGUCGAUGAUCGCCAAGGAGGUUGUGCUGCGCUUUGCGCCGGUCAGCUAUGGCGAGGACGAAGUAAACGACUUCUACCUCGGCGAAAAUGGCAUUCUCUUCACUUCUGACUUCCUGCAAAAGCUCUGUGCCGCAGGCCUCGUGCGGCGCCCGCGAACGUGGAGCGCGCCAAAAACAGGAUUCUUCGGUGAGCCAUGGGACGAGGUCCGCAAUCCCGCGGAGAGCACAGAAGAUCUACUCGACUACAUGGGGGGACUCGUUCCAGCGCUUUUCUAUUUUGCAGAUGCCGAGCUGCGGACGAAGCACGGCUCGGUCGAGUUUCCAGAGCUCAGGCAUGCUACGCUCAUGCCGCUGUCGAAUGUGCUCAAGAAGGCCAUGGAUCGUGGCACCGUAUCCCUCGCCUUCGUCGUCUCCAUACAGGCCGCGCUGCUCUCCCUUGUGUGCGUCAAUGGCGAGCGACGAUGCAAGCGUGUGCACAUCACGACGAAGGCGGCAUUCGCGAAGGCUGCACAGCAACUCGGUGGGGCGCUCGCGGCGCUCGAAGGCGAAAGCUUUAGAGGACGGCAUACUGAAAUCUCGACGCGGAAUGUCCAAAUGUUCAAGGCUUGGGUGGAUCAUGUCCACGCGCUGCAGACAAGUCCGCCGCCCGUGGGUACACAUGUUCCCGAGAUCCUGGCUAUCGCGGAGCGUCAGCGUGACCAGGCGUUGCUCGAGAAUCCAUGGGUCGCUGGGCAAUACUUGCUUGUACUAUGCCUGGGCGUUGGCAUGGGAGGUGGUGUGAUAAGCAUUGACGACUUUGGGCAGACGUCCUUCGUGCUUCAUGUCGGAAAUGCCCUACGCACCGUCGGUGCGCUUGGCGAAUCCGAUAGCGCUCAGCUCCUUGAGAUGCUCACGCACACAUUUGACGAAGACUGCAAGUCGAUUUGGUUUGCUGGCGUGCCACGGAAUAACUUCUCGAAGCACUGGUUUCACCGGAUGGGAAUGGACGUGACACUGAUGAAAAAUCGUAAACUUACUUCAAUUGAGGCAGAGGACAUCAGCUUGGCCUUCAAGCGUGCGGCGGCGGCGGAUUUCGCCGACUUGGCACUAAUGGGCAGUGCCGACCCACUUCAAGUCAUCCUUCAGGCAAUUCGCGAGGCGUUCGAGGAGGACCCACUCGUCGGCAUCAACCUCGGUGCAGUUGGUGCACAGCUCCUGCCUUUGGCGCAACACCUUGUCAACGAAUUAGGACUGCAGGAUGAGGUUGUAGCCAAUCUUGUGCAGCUUGGUCAGGACAUGGAACGCAGUUCAGGCACACGGAAGAAGGGUCGCCAUCGUGAGAACAACGACUCGGCUGGCCCGGACCGCAGACACGCGCUUUAUCUGACCAUCAUCGGCGCUCUUUUCAUGAAAUGCGAGCGCGACGCGCCCGAGAGUUCCGACCCAUUGCAUCUCGGGAGAAAUCCCGAUGGUGGCGCUCCCACGAUGCGAGCGAUUGAUCGCGAUACUCUUCCGCCCUGCUCGCCACUGGAGCGUGCAUAUCUCAAGCGUGCAGGUGCAGUGCUCGUGGCGUUCAUUCAGAAUAUUAAGGCGACCAACUAUCGACUUCUGACAUUGUAG